Molecule: messenger RNA, 1407 nt
Organism: Miscanthus lutarioriparius
Lineage: Eukaryota; Viridiplantae; Streptophyta; Magnoliopsida; Poales; Poaceae
Source: the annotation of a GenBank genome assembly
AUGAACACGAAUUACUCGGCGCUCCCAUUGACCUCCCCCUCCAUCGAGCUCCAAUCCAACGGGGCCAAAUCUAGCGCCGCCGCCAAUGGCGUCCUCAACGGCCACGCUAAGAUCUCCAAGCAAGAUUCGUUCUUGGGCGAGGUGGAGGACGGCGGCGGGGAGCACGACGAGCUGCCGCUGAUCGGAGACGGCCCCGCCGGGCCGCCAGAGGGGUCCGGCGUGCCCGCCGCCGUGUUCAACCUCGCAACAUCCAUCAUAGGGGCCGGCAUUAUGGCGCUCCCGGCCACCAUGAAGGUGCUCGGCGUCGCCGCUGGGCUCGUCUCGAUCCUGGUUAUGGGGGUCCUGUCCGAGAUCACCGUCGAGCUGCUCGUGAGGUUCUCGGCCUACUGCCGUGCGCUGUCCUACGGCGAGGUCGUGCACAGGGCGAUGGGCCGGCCGGCGAGCGUCGUGGCGCAGAUGUGCGUCAUCAUCAACAACGCCGGAGUCCUGGUGGUGUAUCUGAUUAUCAUCGGGGACGUGAUGUCAGGGUCACUGAAGCACAUCGGUGUCAUGGAUCAGCUGAUUGGCCAUGGCGAGUGGGAUAACCGGAAGCUGCUGAUCUUGGUGGUUCUUGUCAUCUUCCUAGCGCCAUUGUGUGCGCUUGAGAAGAUUGACUCACUGAGCUUGUCAUCUGCCGCAUCAGUUGCCCUUGCUGUUGUGUUUGUGGUUGUGUCCUGCAUCAUUGCUUUGAUCAAGAUCGCCGAGGGCAAGAUCAGUAUGCCGAGGAUGGGGCCAGAUUUCAGCUCGCGAGCAGCAAUGCUAGACCUGCUCGUCGUGAUACCCAUCAUGACUAAUGCCUACAUCUGCCAUUUCAAUGUGCAGCCGAUCUACAAUGAACUCAAGGAGAAGACGCCCCAGAACAUGUACAAGGUUGGGAGGAUCAGCACUGUGCUAUGUGUAGUGGUGUAUGCCCUGACUGCCCUCUCAGGGUAUCUCUUGUUCGGUGAGGACACCGAGUCCGAUGUGCUCACCAACUUUGACAAGGAUCUUGGGAUCAGAUUCAGCUCUUUGCUCAACUACAUUGUCAGGAUUGGGAAGAAAACACUCACAUUGACAGUGGUGCUUCUAGCGCUCAUCUACCUUGGCUCGACAAUGAUACCCAACAUCUGGAUGGCUUUCAAGUUCACCGGAGCUACGACAGGGUUGGCGUUGGGUUUCAUGUUCCCGGCUCUGGUGGCAUUGAGGCUGGACAAGGAAGGGAGUCGCUUGGGACAUGGGGAGAGGCUCCUGUCACUUGGGUUGCUGGGGCUAUCAAUAGUUGUUAGCGUCAUUGGAGUCGUUGGAAAUGUAUACACCUUGAAGAACCAGAUUCUUCGAUGUAUCGAUUUGAUUGUGUUCUUACAUGAGGGUUCUAGAGUCACUAUUUGA